Mesorhabditis belari is the source of this 822-nucleotide messenger RNA. Lineage: Eukaryota; Metazoa; Nematoda; Chromadorea; Rhabditida; Rhabditidae. The record is from the annotation of a GenBank genome assembly.
AUGGCAUUGUUCUAUUCUAUUUGGCUGCUUUUUCUGGCUAGAUUUUGUAUUGCUCAAUCCGAUGAAAGCGAUGAGAUUGAUACAGUCGGACUAAAUGCUGCCAAUGAAGUCUACAACGAGAUAUUCAAUGUACGCGGUUAUAAUCGAUUCCUAUCACCAAUCUACACUAGGAAGACUAACAGUUCCGGAGGCUUAAAAACCGCGAAACUAAACAUCCACUUCGAUCUCUGGUACAUUAAAUUGAUCUCAUUGGACGCGCAAAGUCAAAUGCUCAGCAUUUGCCUAGAAUUGAGAACGUAUUGGCGAGAUUCAAGACUUGCUUGGAACGAGAGUCAAUUUGAUGGAGUCGAGCAUAUUUUUGUCUAUUCCGAUGCUGUUUGGCUCCCAGACAAUCAGAUUGGAAAUGCCAAAACAAUCGAUUCGGUGAAGCCGGCUGAUGCACAGAGACUCGUUCAAAUCUUCAGUAACGGAUCGAUCUACUAUCCGGGUUUCUAUUAUACUGAAGUGGCAUGCCCGAUAAUGAUCAGCACUUUCCCAUUCGACAAGCAGAUUUGCCCAAUACCGAUCAUGUCAUUAGCCUUCGAUGUAAACUCUGUUGCCUUGACCGCAUCCAUUGACCCAUUUUUGACGAUGUACACUAAACCUGAAUACAUAAACGCGGUGGCGCGCGAAGUAAGCAAUAACGAAUAUUUUGCUGUACUCACAAAGGCUUUUAUUGAAUGGGGAAACGGUGAAUGGGACGUGACUAAUGUAUCGACUUUUGGCACGGUUCAAGCUGGAGUGCAAAUGGUUCGUUUCAAAAGCCAGCUCAGAAAAAAAACA